Messenger RNA from Podarcis muralis (Common wall lizard), 3640 nucleotides. Its product is annotated as claudin-15-like. The record is from RefSeq and is a predicted model, not a curated record. Lineage: Eukaryota; Metazoa; Chordata; Lepidosauria; Squamata; Lacertidae. Gene Ontology annotation, cellular component: bicellular tight junction; membrane. Gene Ontology annotation, molecular function: structural molecule activity.
UCUCCGGGAAAAGGGCGGCGCGGCCUACAGCGUCGUUCAGUUGGGGCGGUCUUUCUUCCGGCAAAAAAUUAUUACGGCGUCCUAUUGAGAGAGCUUAAAAACAUAUGGCGGGGGGGGGACCCUUUCGGGUUUUCUGUCGCCAUUUUGAAGCAAUUGGUGUUGGCCGGAUUCAGUCCCCAUUUUAUCAAAGGCGCUGAGGCUGGACUGGGCACCGAGGCUGUGCCAGAGGGCCUUUUCUUCCUCGAGGCAGUAGCUUCCACUCAUAUGUUCUCAUAGGAAAAGGAAAGCGCAGACAUGGAUUGUGUGGGCAGCAGCGGUAAAUGGCAGAAGUAGGAAAAGAUGCUGACGGAAAUCAAUGAUCGCAGUUACCCUGCUGAUCUUCAGUUGGGGUGGUUACCAUUUUUUUUUUCUUUCCUUUGCAGGGCCUGUGUCAAGUAGCUUUAACUGGCGAAAAUGGAACACGAGUUUUUCCAUUUUCCAAUCUUUUUCCAAAAAUUUAAAACCGCUAUUCAGUUACCUAAAACCUUACAACAAAAGCAUAUUUAAAAGUCAAAGUCAGGAACUGGCUAAGUAUUAUGGAAAAACUGCACCCUAAAUUGCCUACAUAAGCUUGAUAAAAUAAAAAACUUUCAACAGGCGUUUAAAGGUUGAGACAGAAAAUGCCUGCUGAAUGUCUCUUGGCAGAGUAUUUCACAUUUCCAUUCUGCUAGAUUUGUGCUUUUGUAUAAUGGUUAAAAGCACAGGAGCCUUGGCAUAAAAAAAGUUGGGAGUACAAUCUGAUCAUUAGCAGGUAGUUUAGUAGCAUUUCUGUGGCAACAGUGACCUCUUUUUUGAUACCCAUCAUUGAGAAUGAAAAUAAACAUAGUAUUGUUACAGGAAGGGAGAGAACGAACCUUGGCUUUAGGGAAGUGUCAGAAGGACUAAUGCUUCCAAGUGAAUGACUUGGAACCCAAAAGUACUGCACUUGUAGCAUCCUACCAAUAUUUGAACACUUAAGUGAGUCCAUGCCUCAGGACGUUUGCAGUGGACCCAGAAUCACUGAACAAAUAAAGGCACAUCUUCCAUCAUUCAUUCCUACUUUACAUUCCCCAUAAUCUUAGCAAAAAUGGAGCUGGAACAACAUGUUUGUCAAGCUAAUUCCUAAUUUGGCCUUCAGUUUUAGCUACUCUCAAAAUGGAGCUAACACACUGGCCUGUUUUACAAACUUGUUGAGUCAGAUUAGAGUAUAUAAAGUGUUCAGAAUCCUCUAAAAGUUGUGUUGUGGUUGUUGCUAUAUGAAGGAUUAUUUUGAAAAUACUUGAAGUUUGGAUGUUGUUUUUGCAGAUUGGAAUAAUCUCAUUUUUCACAGCAUCAUUUCCCUGAGAUAAAAUCAUGAGUUUAUUUUGGAAAACAUUAGAACAGCGACAGCCAACAUGGCACAAUCCAAAUAUCUGAGACUACCUCUCCCAUCAGCCCCAGUCAGCAUAGCCAAUAGAUAGAGAAUAUGGGAGUUGUAGUCCUCAAUGUUUAGUGAACACCACAUGGCUUCUCUCUUUAAACGUAAGGAACGUUGGAAGUUAAUAUGGGGUCAGACACUAGAGGAAUACUAAUAGGUGAUUUUAUUCAGGUUCUGUAAGAACCCUUUAGCUACAGGGAAGCUAGCCGGGGGGUUUUGCCCCGGGUGAAGCCUCCAGAUGGACAUCAGUGAGGCUUCCAGCCUGUGUGUGUGGUGUGUGUGUAUGCAAAUACACAUGGGGCAAACUGGGUCUUUGACAUGGGUGAAAUAAAACCUUGAUUCGCCUCUGCUGGAACAGGAUCCAUUUUGAAUAACAUAGUUCAUUGGAUCAGCUAUACGUCUUGCGCAAUGGUGAAGUCAAUGAACUGGCUGGAGGCAUUGAUUUUUAGAACAGGGGGGAAAGGUCCUAAAGUGUUACAAAACGUUCACUCUCAGUUUGGCAAAAGUGGCCCUCACAAGCUGCUGUCGUGUCUGGAAAAACUUCAAAGGGGAAAAUCCAGAACACAGAUACCUAAAACAGAAAUAUUCCUCAUAUAACGAGUGUGCUAUUACAUGGUCUCUUAUCAACUUUUAAAAUAGGAUUUUGACAUCACAAUUUGAGAGUGAAUCUUUGAAAAUUCACUUGCCAUUGAAGGAUGGUGUCGUCAGCUUUUCAAAUCUCUGCACUGCUUCUGGCUUUUCUGGGUCUCAUCCUUUUACUGGUUGCCAGUGUGUCCAACUGCUGGAAAUUUUCUAGUCCAUCAACAACGCUUAUUACUGCAAGCUGGAUUUAUGAAGGUCUCUGGAUGAACUGUGUAGCUACUUCUCUGGGCUCAGUUCAGUGCAAGAAAUUCUUUUCCUUGCUCAGUUUGGAAACUUAUAUUCAAGCAUGUCGGGCCCUGAUGAUCACUUCACUCAUCUUGGGUAUGUGUGGGACUCUGCUGACACUGCUUGGUUUGAAGUGCACUCAGCUUGGAUCCAACAGUGAAAAUGCAAAAUCAAAAAUUGCCAUGCUGGGGGGAAUGGUCUUCAUUUUAGCAGGUCUCUCAUCAAUGGUUGCUAUUUCUUGGUAUGCAGAAAGGAUCACAGCUCAGUUUUUUGAUUCAUUUUAUGGUGGAACCAAAUAUGAGCUGGGAUAUGCACUGUACUUAGGCUGGGCUGGUUCCCUCCUUUCUAUACUUGGUGGGAUCUUCCUGACAUGUUCAGCAUGCAAAGAAAAACACAGAGACUACAAGUAUGCUGCUACCCGGCAAGGCAAGGAUGCACGUAUUUACAUCAAACAGUCCGAGACAGUCACAUCUGCCAAAGACUACGUUUAGAUUUUAAAAUGUUUCAUAUGUUCUAACUCAUUACUGUAUAACAUCUAAGCCCUCCAUUCCCAUUUCCAUAUUCCACUUUCAACAGACAUUUUACAUAUAUGUAGAAUUUCCUUCUGGUAAUAGUUUAAGCUACAGUGUCAUUUGGGUGUAUGAGGACUAGCCUAGUAAAGAAAAAUAAUAUGUAACAUGUUAGCAUAUUCCCAACCCCCCCAAAAACAAAAACAAAAAAAUAACACCCAGGAGGUGUUUUUUAUCUAGUUUUGUCUAGUUUAUCUACAUUUAUUUAGUUUGUCAUGUUGUCUCAUUGUACUAGGGAACACUGUAAACUUAGGAUCAUUUCAGGAAUAAAACGUCUUAUCUCUCUCUGAAGGAUUCAGUAUUUAACCACACAAUAUGCAAACACUAUAUGAGGAAUGAACUGAUUCUGACAAGUUAUCAUGGACCUUAAUAAUAUUGGUACCACAGUAUUUGCAUAGUGCUUUAGAGUGUCCAGAGUGCUUCACACACAUAUUAUCUCUGUAACCAUUACAACAGUUCUGCAUGGUUGAUCAGGAUAAUCCCCACACUGCAGAUGGAGGAAGGGGCUGAGGAAGAGAGAGGGAAAUUUGCUCCUACCAAGGUUGUGAUGGAGGCAAGAUUCGAAGGGGAAACAUUCUCAUUCACUUCACUUAGGCAUUGCAUCACAGAGCUCUCAUUGGCCAGAGCUCCUGUUAAAGAGACUUUUUGUGCAGAACCUUUGUUACAUGUUUUGACCUGCUGCUUAUGAAUGUAUGUUCUACCGAGUGCUAACAUCUUUACUGUUUGUGUAUAUUCAAUAAACCUAGAGUUUUUGCUUCUUUAUAACAAA